AUAAUCAAAGGGAGUAUUUCAUUUGUCCCGGAAACUCCCUGCCAGAAUGGCUGAAAAAAAGUGUUCCUGUGAAAAUGAGCUAGAUUCUACGGACGACAGCUUGGAUGAAACUUGUAUUUUCUGUAGGAUCGCAAACGGCGACGAUCCAUACACUGAGAUACUGGCGGAAGAUGAGGAAAUAGUUUGUUUCAAGGACAUUGAUCCAGGUGCACCUCAUCACUACCUGGUUAUACCAAAGCAACAUAUCCAUAGCUGUUUGUCACUCCAAGCAGAUGAUAUUGGUCUAGUCAGGAGGAUGGCAGAUAUGGGAAGAGAUGUGCUGAAAGCCAAGGAUGUUACAGAUAUGGAAGACAUCAGUCUAGGUUUCCAUGUGCCUCCAUUUAUCACCGUCCCCCACCUGCACUUGCAUGUUCUUGCACCUUUCAGUCAAACAUUUAGAUGGUCAAUGGGAAAGUUUACAAGCUUCUGGUACCUCACUGAGGAGAAGAUGCUUCACGAACUGACGAAGAAUAAAAAGUCGGAUGAUCGGAAAAUAACAUGUAAUAAAUGCAUGCGGCCAUGUGAAGCUAUGUGAGCUUUAUGACUGAAGAAACUUGAAAUCACAAGGCACUUUAGUGAAGAUUGUU
Messenger RNA from Rhinichthys klamathensis goyatoka, 626 nucleotides. Its product is annotated as adenosine 5'-monophosphoramidase HINT3. The record is from RefSeq and is a predicted model, not a curated record. Bases 47 to 574 code for a protein of 175 amino acids. NCBI's taxonomy places the organism in Eukaryota, Metazoa, Chordata, Actinopteri, Cypriniformes, Leuciscidae. Gene Ontology annotation, molecular function: catalytic activity. The transcript has 5 exons.